Molecule: messenger RNA, 5367 nt
Organism: Cervus elaphus (red deer)
Lineage: Eukaryota; Metazoa; Chordata; Mammalia; Artiodactyla; Cervidae
Gene: SMURF1
Product: SMAD specific E3 ubiquitin protein ligase 1
Exons: 19
Coding region: 340-2613 (757 amino acids)
Biological process (GO): negative regulation of BMP signaling pathway; ubiquitin-dependent protein catabolic process
Molecular function (GO): ubiquitin protein ligase activity; protein binding
Source: RefSeq, a predicted model, not a curated record
GGGCGCGCGCGCGGCUCCGGGAGGCGGCGGCGGCGGAAGCGGCGAGGGCGGCGGGCGUCCGGCUCUAAGGUGGUGGUGCGCAGCGGCGGCGGCUCCGGACUGGGCUCGGCUGGGAGCGAGCGAGGGUCGGGGGCGCCGGGUGGAGCGCCGAUCCCCCGGCUCGACCAUCUGCCGGCCGCCCGGACGCCUGGGCCGCGGAGUUUGUGUCCCGGCUCGGACCCCGGCGCCCAGCCCGGAGCCGUAACCUUGAGGCGGCGGCGGCGGCGGCGGGGCCGGGCCGGGCCGGGCCGGGGGGCGGCGGCGGCGCUGGAUCCGCGGCUGCCCGAUCGUUGGCGGGAGAUGUCGAACCCCGGGACGCGGAGGAACGGCUCCAGCAUCAAGAUCCGUCUGACAGUAUUAUGUGCCAAGAAUCUUGCAAAGAAAGACUUCUUCAGACUCCCUGACCCUUUUGCAAAGGUUGUUGUAGACGGAUCUGGGCAGUGCCACUCAACGGACACUGUGAAGAACACGCUGGACCCGAAGUGGAACCAGCACUACGACCUAUACGUUGGAAAAACGGAUUCUAUAACCAUCAGCGUGUGGAACCACAAGAAGAUUCACAAGAAGCAGGGAGCCGGCUUCCUGGGGUGUGUGCGGCUGCUGUCCAACGCCAUCAGCAGAUUAAAAGAUACUGGCUACCAGCGUUUGGAUCUGUGCAAACUAAACCCCUCAGAUACUGAUGCAGUUCGUGGCCAAAUAGUGGUCAGUUUACAGACACGAGACAGGAUCGGCACCGGCGGGUCUGUGGUGGACUGCAGAGGCCUGCUAGAGAGUGAAGGAACCGUGUAUGAAGACUCCGGGCCUGGAAGGCCCCUCAGCUGCUUCAUGGAGGAGCCAGCCCCGUACACGGAUGGCCCCGGGGCUGCUGCUGGCGGGGGCAACUGCAGGUUUGUGGAAUCCCCGAGUCAAGACCAAAGACUUCAGGCCCAGCGACUGCGAAACCCUGAGGUGCGAGGGUCGCUGCAGACGCCACAGAACCGACCUCACGGCCACCAGUCCCCGGAGCUGCCCGAAGGCUACGAGCAGAGGACCACGGUGCAGGGCCAGGUGUACUUCUUGCACACGCAGACGGGCGUCAGCACGUGGCACGACCCCAGGAUACCCAGUCCCUUGGGGACCAUUCCUGGGGGAGAUGAAGCUUUUCUAUACGAAUUCCUUCUGCAAGGCCAUACAUCUGAGCCCAGAGACCUUAACAGCGUGAACUGUGAUGAGCUUGGACCACUGCCGCCUGGCUGGGAAGUCCGCAGCACAGUUUCCGGGAGAAUAUAUUUUGUGGAUCAUAAUAACCGAACAACCCAGUUUACAGACCCACGGUUACACCACAUCAUGACUCACCAGUGCCAACUGAAGGAGCCCAGCCAGCCACCGCCGCCCCCCAGCGAGGGCUCCGUGGAGGACGAGGAGCUGCCCGCCCAGAGGUACGAGAGAGAUCUGGUCCAGAAGCUGAAGGUCCUCAGACACGAGCUCUCCCUGCAGCAGCCCCAGGCUGGCCACUGCCGCAUCGAGGUGUCCAGAGAGGAGAUAUUUGAGGAGUCUUAUCGCCAGAUAAUGAAGAUGCGACCAAAAGACUUGAAAAAGCGACUCAUGGUGAAAUUCCGAGGAGAAGAAGGCUUGGACUAUGGCGGGGUGGCGAGGGAGUGGCUUUAUUUACUGUGCCAUGAAAUGUUGAAUCCAUACUAUGGCCUCUUCCAGUACUCCACGGACAACAUUUACAUGUUGCAAAUCAACCCAGAUUCUUCAAUCAACCCUGACCACUUGUCUUACUUCCAUUUUGUGGGUCGGAUCAUGGGUCUGGCUGUGUUCCACGGACACUACAUCAAUGGGGGUUUCACGGUUCCUUUCUACAAGCAGCUACUGGGGAAGCCCAUCCAGCUUUCUGAUUUGGAAUCGGUGGACCCUGAACUCCAUAAGAGCUUAGUGUGGAUUCUAGAGAACGACAUCACCCCCGUGCUCGACCACACGUUCUGUGUAGAGCACAACGCUUUUGGGCGGAUUCUUCAGCACGAACUGAAACCCAACGGCAGGAAUGUCCCCGUCACAGAGGAGAAUAAGAAGGAAUAUGUCCGGCUGUAUGUGAACUGGAGGUUCAUGAGGGGCAUCGAGGCCCAGUUCCUGGCUCUCCAGAAGGGGUUCAACGAGCUCAUCCCUCAGCACUUGCUGAAGCCUUUUGACCAGAAGGAGCUGGAGCUGAUCAUCGGUGGCCUGGACAAGAUCGACCUGGACGACUGGAAGUCCAACACGCGGCUGAAGCACUGCGGGGCCGACAGCAAUGUGGUCCGGUGGUUCUGGCAGGCGGUGGAGACCUUCGACGAGGAGCGGCGGGCCCGGCUGCUGCAGUUCGUGACGGGCUCCACGCGGGUCCCCCUCCAGGGCUUCAAGGCGCUGCAAGGCUCUACAGGCGCCGCAGGGCCCCGGCUCUUCACCAUCCACCUGAUCGACGCCAACACGGACAACCUGCCCAAGGCCCACACCUGCUUUAACCGGAUCGACAUCCCUCCCUACGAGUCGUACGAGAAGCUCUAUGAGAAGCUGCUGACAGCGGUGGAGGAGACCUGUGGGUUUGCCGUGGAGUGAGGUGCACCCCGAGGAGCAGACAUGAGUUCACGGCCACCAGACCCCGAGCGGCAGCUCUCUGGAUGCCUCUGCGAAGCCGGCUGCGGCCCUGGAAUCCUAGACACCUGAGGGAAAGGCUGGUCUCCCUGCUUUUGGCUGGGGGAGCAAGGGGGCGGGCAGACUACGGCUGGUGGCCCCUCCCACGUUCUCCUCCCCCUCCUGGCAGGACCACCCCCAUCCACCCCAUCCAAUAAACGCAGCCGGGUCAGCACCGCUUCGGUCGCACGGGAUCCUCUGCUCGGGCCGCGGCACUUGCAGUGGCAGCUCGGCGCCCGUGGGCUCCACGGGAGUCUCGACCCCCAGGCAGGGAGCCGCAUGGGGCACACCCCACAGCCGGGCCCGCUGCUGUCUCAAAGCCCACCUAAGGCCCCUUUUCGAGUUCAGCAGUUCUGAUUCCACACCCCACAUCCCAGCGGCCUGCUCUGGGUAGCAGGUUAAGUUCUAACUGAACAAGAACCGUAAAAUAGAUGCUUACUGGAGUUCUGCCACUGCAGGAAGCUGGCGUCAAGACUGUGCUUCCGUUUUGGAAGGGGACGCGAGUCGGGGCGGCUUGCGUUGGGGGCCUGGCUGUUUCUUUUCAGGGUUUCCUGGCUGAAAACUUUGUUCUGCAGAGAAAAAUGAUCUUUCCUUUUCAGAGUCCCUUUAGCCACAUUGUCUAUCCAGUUCAAAAUAUUUUUCCAGCAAGAACCACCACAUAACAGAGCUUAUAAAACAGACCAAAACCAGCCCUGCCCCGCUGCCACAGCUGCACCUGGAAGGUGUCACCUGGAUACUAACGAACCAUUUUGUGGAAAGUGCUUAAGAACUAAACUAACAGGCCAGAAUUCUGUCUUCGUAGCUGCUGGCUUGGUGCGAGCUAGCUUGAAAAGGAGAGAGAGAAUGUCUAACCCCCAUGAUCUACGUUCACCCCAAGUCACUGUUUUACAAAAAGCGGGUCACGGAUGGAGACCCGAAGGCAGAGGGGCCCCUGGACCCGUUGGCCCACGUCCGAUGGCAACACUCACCAAACACCGCGGCUCGACUCGCCCGCCCAGGCGAUGAGCAAGGCCAGAGAAAGCCCUGACCCUAAAUUUCUAACACUGUUCCCCAGUUUGCACAAAAGUUCAAAUAUUUUAAAAUGGUUCAAUUUCAUAGCUAGACUUCAGUGGAAAAACAGCAGCGGCAACAAAGUCUCCCGUGUGGACUUGCGUUGUUUUUGUUUGGGGGCCGAGUGCAGGGUAACUCGCUGGCAGGAGUGUCCCUGCCGAACUUCUGUUGUGGACGUUCCCGAGGUCCGUGCUGGGAUCCAUCUGGCUGUGGGUCUGGAAGGCGCUUUCUGGCUGCCUGACCUGUUCUUUUUUGUUCCCGACGCCUAUGGAGCGCUGACCCUCUGCAUCUUGCUGUGGUUCUUCUCUUGACCCAGAAGCAGUCAGUGGCCUGGGGGUGGGGGGGGGAGCACAGAGAGAGAAAGCCAUGCUGUCGGGCGGCUCGCUGGGCUUCUAGAAUAGGAAGGAUGCCGGUGGCUGUAAAAGGAAAAGCGCCCCCUCAGAAGGUCCGGGCUGUGGGCUGAGCCAUGCCCGAGUUACCCUGACGCUUUCCGGGGGUGCUGGGAGCUGGCUCCUCGGGGGCGUCCUCUGGGGCGUGAGGGUACAGACACACACACCCCGCCUGUGACCUGGACCUAAACCUAGAGGAGGGGACCGAGGGGGGAAGACAUACCUGGUUUUCCUGGGGUGUCGGCCAGAGCCUGCCGUAAUUAGGGAGGAGACGAGGGUCUCGGGGCUGAGAAGACCUGGAAGCAGGAAUGAGGCGUUUGCCGCCUCUGCGGGGGGUGGGCUGCUUCCCGUGUCACAUGUCACCUCAGCAGGAGCAGGGGGGCCCCACCGCGCUCCUCCGUGGGCUGCUGGCAACCGUGAGCUUCACCUCCCCAGGGCCUGGCUGCUUCCCUGCUGACACGUGGACCCCUCAGCCCCCACAGCUGGUGUCAGGGAGCCUGGCAGAACCUUCCAGAGCUCCAGGUCACUCGAGCUAAGCAGGCCUGUUGGUGCCCCUCGAACCUUAGUGUCCACGGGGAGUGGGCCUUUCGACCCCCCACCCCCACCAAAGAAUCGUGGCGAGCCCCCCCCCCCCCCCUGCCCCCCGCCUCUGCCUGGAAGCUUCAGGGCCCAACCCCCAGGCUUGCCUCACCAGCGGUCACAGCCGACCCUCAGGGAUGUAGCAAACCACCGCUCCUGGGUGCUUUUGGAGACCGGAGGGGCUGUGGGGCAGCCGCCAGCCAUCUGCCGGCUCCUCCGGGAGAAGCGCCUGGGAACAAGGCCCGGGGCUCGGUCAGCCCAGGGUCCGUGUCCAGGGCGGGCGGUCCUCCAGGCUGAGCUAUCUGAGAAGACGCCCCCGGCUGCAGCCAGGUGUUGCCACACGGCAGCCUUCCCAACACAUAGUAUGAAUUUUUAAAAUUUGUUUAUUUUUGUCUCUCAACCACUUUAUAAUGUAUUUUUAUUUAUUUUAAGUAACUGCUGCUAUCCUUGUUAUCCUUCCCACGGUUUUUAUUGCUGAUUUAUUUUGUGAAAGUUGUACACUAAUGUUGUUUUAUGUCAAAGUCAAAAGUAUUUAAAGAAUACUAGUUCUAUUUAAUGUGGUUAUAGAACCAGCUGGAAACACAGAACAGUGACUUUACAGCAGGCUGGACCCCGGUGGUCAGGUUCAUUUUGUUACAUAUGCAAUAAACUCACAACUUUA